Symbiodinium sp. CCMP2456 is the source of this 1866-nucleotide messenger RNA. The record is from the annotation of a GenBank genome assembly. NCBI's taxonomy places the organism in Eukaryota, Dinophyceae, Suessiales, Symbiodiniaceae.
AUGGAAAGCUUCGCGAUCCAGCCAGGUUUGCAAGCACCGGGGAGGCCAGUGCCCGGGUCGUCCCGGCAGCGAAUCGCCGCUCGCGGUGUCGCUUGCCCGCCUUGCAGCGCACUCGCCGCAAGCAACUCACGGAGUCUGGGCCUGGUGGUGGGCUUUGCUGGUUUGCAGGGCCUGCGGCUCGUGGCCAAAAGGAGGGCAUCUCGCCUGGCAUGGCGACGGCGUGGGCACGGGCGUCUGGCUGGUUUCCAGCUGCAGGCUGCAGCUACGGAGUCCGAGGCAGACGUCGUGGUUAUUGGGAGUGGGUUGGCUGGACUCACGUGCGCCGGUGUGUUAGCGGCUGCCGGCAAGUCUGUCACAGUCUUGGAGUCGCACUACGUCCCUGGUGGUGCCGCCCACACCUUCCGUGCGCGUGCCAAGGGAAUCAAAGGCGACUUCUGCUUCGACUCGGGGCCCUCCCUCUACGGAGGCCUCAGCGGCGAGAGAACUUCCUCGCCUUUGAAGCAUGUCUACCAGAUUCUCGGCGAGGAGCCGGAGUGGAUUACUUACGACAGGUGGAAUGCUUUCAUCCCAGAGGGUGAGGCAAAUGCAGCUAUCGGCUACGAGGAGUUCGUGAGCAAGUUGCUACCUAGAUUUGGAGGCCCAGAUGCUCCUCAGCAGUGGGAGAGGCUCAUGAAUCGGAUUAUUCCCAUGGCGGAUGCCAUCUGCAAUGGGCCUCCGCCCUCCUUUGUGAGGGAAGAUCUCGGCGUUGCAGCCACUCUGGCGCGAUAUCUUACCAAGCUGAAGUCGAUACCAGGGGGUCCGCAGAAGCUGUCGGAGCCCUUCAGCCAGUUCUUGGAGGAUGCCAAGGUGACAGAUCCCUUCAUCAAGAACUGGAUGGACAUGUUUGCCUUCCUGCUUCAGGGCUUGCCAUCCUAUGGAGCGCCUACCAGCAUGAUGGCUUACAUGAUGGGAGACAUGUACAAGAAGAACACCUGCUUGGAUUUCCCGAAGGGAGGCAACGAAGCCCUUGUUGGCGCUUUAGUUCGAGGUGUGGAGAAGCACGGAGGCCAGGUUCUCUUGAAAGCCCACGUGGAAGAAGUCCUGGUAGAGGAUGGGAGGGCUGCCGGUGUCCGCUUGAAAGAUGGCCGCGUCAUCCGAGCACCGACCGUCGUCAGCAAUGCAGACUGGCAGGUCACCAAGUCCUUGAUCAAGGACGGUUCGGCACCAGAGCUGGAAGACUAUUUGAAGACCACCUGGAAGGAGUACAAGCUCUUGAAAUCCUUCAUCCACUUGCACCUCGGCUUUCGAGGCGAUGGCCUUCCCUCAGGUCACUGCGAAGAGUUCCCAGCACAAUGGGGAGUGUUCAACAGCUGGUCAGACUUGGAAGCACCCCGCAACGCCGUGCUGGUCAGCUGCCCUUCCAUGUUGGAUCCAGAGUUGGCUCCUCCAGGGCAUCAUGUGGUGCAUGCCUACACUCCAGCGACGGAGCCUUGGGAAGACUGGGCCGACCUGGACGAGGGCAGCAGCGAAUACAAGAAGAAGAAGCAGGAAGCUCGCGAUUUCCUGUAUUCUGCCGUAGCGAAGCAAGUACCUGACCUCGAGGACCGUGUGGUCCUGGAGCUCGUGGGUACCCCACGCACCCAUCGAAGAUUCUUGCGAAAGCCGUCUGGUACGUACGGACUCCGAGUUCAAGCGCCGGAAAUGCUGCCCGGCCACAAGACUCCGCUGGAAGGAUUUCACAUGUGUGGAGACAGCACGGCACCUGGCAUUGGCGUGCCGGCGGUUGUUAUGAGCGGGCACAUCUGUGCCAAUAACAUCAUGUCUGUGCCCGAACACUGGCAAAUUCUCGAUAAGAUCAAGGAUUGGACCACGGAGCUGGAAAUCUGA